AUGGAUCUCCGCAUGCUGCUCGUGCUGCGCGCGUGCUUGUUGCUGUUCUGUGGACGAGCGCUGCACGCCGACUCCAUCAUUCACAUCGGUGCGGUCUUUGAGGAGAACGCGGCCCGGGACGAGGAAGUGUUCCAGCUGGCCGUGUCGGACCUCAGCCUGAGCGACGACGUCCUGCAGAGUGAGAAGAUCACGCACUCCAUCAAACUCGUCGAACCCAACAACCCUUUCCAGGCUGUACAAGAAGCCUGCGAGCUGAUGAACCAGGGCAUCCUGGCGCUGGUCACGUCGACGGGCUGCGCCUCGGCGGGCGCGCUGCGGUCGCUGACGGACGCCAUGCACAUCCCGCACCUCUACGUCCAGAGGAACGGCGGCGGCGCGCCCAGGACCGCCUGCCGGCUCGACCCGAGACCCGGAGGGCGUGGCUACACGCUGGCGGCCAGGCCGCCCGUCCGCCUCGACGACGUCAUGUCGACGCUGGUGGAGGAGUUGCGCUGGCAGAAGUUCAUCGUCUUCUACGACGUCGAGUACGACAUGCGAGGCCUUCAGGGCUUCCUGGACCGGGCGUGUCGAGAUGGCCUGGACGUUUCUCUGCAGCGGGUGGACAAGAACAUCAGUCAGGUGUUCAGCGACCUGUUCACGUCCAUGCGGACGGAGGAGCUGAACCGCUACCGCGACACGCUGCGCCGCGCCAUCCUGCUGCUCAGCCCGCGCGCCGCGCACACAUUCAUACAGCAGGCAGUGGAAACCAACCUGGCCUCUAAGGACAGUCACUGGGUGUUUGUUAACGAGGAAAUCAGCGACGCAGAGAUCCUGGAGCUUACCCACAGCGCACUGGGGCGCAUGACGGUCGUCCGGCAGAUUUUCCCGCUGUGGAAGGACGGCGGCGCUCGAUGUAUGAGGAACAACCAUCGCAUCUCGUCGCUGCUGUGCGACCCUCAGGAAGGAUACCUGCGCAACCUGGAGGUAUCCAACCUGUACCUGUACGACAGCGUGCUGAUGUUAGCCAACGCCUUCUACAGGAAGCUGGAGGACAGGAAGUGGCACAGCAUGGCCAGUCUCAACUGCAUCAGAAAGUCUACCAAACCCUGGAAUGGAGGCUGGUCCAUGCUGGAGACCAUUCAGAAGGGCAACAUCACGGGGCUGACGGGCACCAUGGACUUCAAGGACGGCGGCGCCAACGCUCACGUCCACUUCGAGAUCCUCGGCUCCGGUUUCAGCGAGACCUUCGGGAAGGACGUCAAGAGGUUGGCCACGUGGGACGCGGCGCACGGCCUGAACGGCAGCCUGAAGGAGAGUCGCAUCGAGAGCGGCAUGCAGGGAGUCACCGUCAGAGUGGUCACCUUGCUGGAGGACCCGUUCGUGAUGGUGGCCGAGAACAUCCUGGGCCAGCCCAAACGCUACAAAGGCUUCUCCAUCGACGUGCUGGACGCGCUGGCCAGGACCCUGGGCUUCAAGUACGAGAUCUACCAGGUGUCCGACAGCAAAUACGGAUCUCGGCUUCCGAACGGCUCUUGGAACGGGAUGAUCGGCGACCUCAUCAACAAGAGAGCCGACCUGGCCGUGGCGGCCAUCACCGUCACGCCGGAGCGCGAGAACGUGGUGGACUUCAGCAAGCGCUACCUGGACUACAGCGUGGGCAUCCUGCUGAGGAAGCCCGAGGAGAAGGUCAACAUCUUCUCGCUCUUCGUGCCUUUCGACUUGGCCGUGUGGGCGUGCAUCGCCGCCGCCGUCCCGGUGGUGGGCGUCCUCAUCUUCCUGCUCAACAGGCUGCAGGCGCUGCGCUCGUCCGCCGCGCACAACGCGCCGCCCGGCCAGCCCGACAACGGAUCCGGAUCCCUGCACGGCGCCAUCUGGAUCGUCUACGGAGCCUUCGUGCAGCAAGGCGGUGACGGCGUGGCGGGCUCGAUGGCCCUGCGGAUCGUCAUGGGCAGCUGGUGGCUCUUCACGCUCAUCGUGUGCUCGUCAUACACGGCCAACCUGGCGGCGUACCUCACCGUGUCCCGGAUGGACCACGCCAUACGGUCGUUCCAGGACCUGUCGCGGCAGACGGACGUGGACUACGGCACGGUGAGGGACUCGGCCGUGUACGACUACUUCCGGAACAAAGGCACCAACCCUCUGGAGCAGGACGGCGCGUACGCCGAGCUGUGGCGGACCGUCAGCAAGAACGGCGGCCUGGACUACUGCGUGUCCAGCCCCUCGGAGGGCAUUCGCAAGGCCAAGAAGAGCUCGUACGCCUUCCUGUGGGACACGGCGGCGCUGGAGUACGCGGCGCUGACGGACGACGACUGCACCGUCACCGUGGCGGGCGGCGGCGGCGGCGGCGGCACCAAAGGCUACGGCGUCGCCGUGCAGCACGGCAGCCCCUACAGGGACCUCUUCUCGCAAAAGAUCCUGGAGCUGCGGGAGAAGGGCGACCUGGACAUCCUGAAGCAGAAGUGGUGGCCCCGCACGGGCCGCUGCGACCCGGGCGGCGGCGCCGGCGCCCGCCCGGACGGCCGCUCGCUCAAGCUGCACAGCUUCGCCGGCGUCUUCUGCAUCCUGGCCGCCGGGCUCCUGCUGGCCUGCCUGGUGGCCGGCCUGGAGGCCCGGUGGAGCGACGACGGCUGCCGCCGGGAGACGCCCAAAGAGGACAAGGAGGUGAACCUGGAGCAGGUGCAUCGGCGUAUGAACAGUCUUUUGGACGAGGACUUGGUCCACAAGCAGAUCCCCGGCCCCUCUAUCGAGAUCUCCGCGCUGGACGUCGGGAGCGUGCGGCCCACCCGGGCGGGCGUGAUGCCCCCGGGCCUCGCCGUGACCACCUUCCUGUCCAGGGAGGGGGCGCCGCCGCCGCCGCCCCUGAGCCACCCUCACCUUGGGGCGACCCUUGGCAGGACGCUGCCGCCGCCCCAGCUCCCUGGCGACACCACGCUGCCGGCCCACCUCGCGGGCACCGUGCAGUGCAAGCACAGGGCGCCCAACGGGGGGCUCUUCCGGCAGAGCCCUGGCAAGGUGCCGCUCUACCAGGCGGGACCCGUGACCGCAGCCAUUGACGCCACCCACAGCACCUCCAUUUAGGCCUGCCGGCCUUUGCCAGUCACCGUGAAGCAAGGGAGAUUUUUCUUUUUUUAGGCGCCGCUCUCGACUUUUCCGGUGUAAAUAACAAAAAGAACCACGGAGCAUAAAAUGUAUUUUGGAUAUUCUCCAUUUUUGAAGUUGCGUUCGAAAAAACACAACAAAACCAGAUAAAAAUUGAUUUUAUAUAUAUAUAUAUAUAUAUAUAUAUAUAUAUAUAUAUAUAUAUAUAUAUAUCAAAUGUAAAGUAUAUACAGUAGCUACAUGAUAUGACAUGACAUUUUGACUGUUUUGUAAAUCUAGUUGGAAAUGAGACGAGGCAAAAUUCAUUGACUGUUUUGCCCAAGUGCCCCAAAAAAGCAAUGUCGCCAUCUGCUGCCCCACAUUCAUUUUUAACCUCACCGUCGUCAUGACAACCGUCACAUAUAAUCACCAUCGUUAUCUUUCAUCAAAGUUCUUUCAUUUCCUCCCCUAAGACAAAAUUCUAAAUUCAUUAGAUGCUAAAAUGUUUGAUUGGGCAGCGUUAUUGGAUCCCAGGUUGUGAUGCUCAGCACUGGUUGCCAUGACAACGCAGCCCCAAAACACACACACGCAAUCCCCCCCCCCGCCCCCGCCCCCUCCGUCUUUGGCUGCUUUGACUUCUCUUGUUGACCAUUAAUGUGUCCUACGUGUGGGUUUGCCGAACAAGGAUGACUCCUUCGGCACACGGCGCCCCCUGUGGCCCUGGAGGAAUGAAGCGCUUUAUUCACUUUUCAACAGACCACGUUUUUUGAAGCACAAUAUUCUAUUAACGUCAUGUUGCGUUGACUUGAUUUGAACAACUUUGAUGCCGUUUAGUCCUCCCAUGAAAUUCCCAACAUUUCUUUAGCAUUACACUUCAAAUAUAUUCGCGAUCCAACCUUAAAAUACGCUGAAAUAGUUUGUGAAAAUGUCCAUGAUUCUUGAUCCUUGGGCUAUUUCCACGAAAGCGUGCCACAGACACCUGGGAACUGUUUGAAAUUAAAGUCGUAAAGGUGACAUUUAGCAAGGCUCGUUUGGUCCAUUAAGCCUCGUGAAUCAAGUGCAAGAAACACUCAGCGAGCUUUUUGGUCCCGCUCAAUAAAGCUGUCCCGACCUCCUCGCCGCAAUUUCCGCGCCUCGCUACUCGGCGUCCCCCCGGCCCUGGAAGUCCGUCAUUCCGGUCCCCAGAAGAACAUUAGUUCAGGCUGCCGGGUGCUUUUCUUCACUGCCGCAAGCUGGAGAAGAUUUGCUCAGCUCACUAAAUGUCUGUUUAGCUUCUCCGUUGUCAAGUCAAGUCGAACGCAGGCAACUGGACGCGUCGUGCUUUUUGAAGAUGGCCUUCAUUCAUAACAAAUUCAACAUUUUAGGUUUCCGUGUUUAUGUCUCUGUUAAGCGUGCCGCCCGGCGUCAGAGUCUUUGUUUGGAGCGACGAGGCGCACCUGGGGGAUACGGUCAAUCGGUCCCGGUCUCGUGCGCCGCGCCCGCACCGGGAAGCCGCCGGCUUGUUCCUUUGCCUCAGGCCAUUACUGUUUUUGCAUCUUGUCUCGCUCCUGGUUUUUAUUUUCAAUCUGCCCCUUUCUAAGGUUUUUUUAUUUAUUUAUUUUUAUUUUUUUCGAGCAAAGUUAGUUUUUUUGCUCCACUCCUUUCUCAUUGUUAGGCCUGCUACAUUUUCAAAACUUAAAAGAAUGUUUAUAUCUGACAGAACACACACACGAAGAUAAAAAAAAAUCAUUUUUGGCCGUACAUUGCGGUGCGCUGCGAUAAUCUCAACACACACGCAAAAAGAUUGUGUUCCGCCACCGAUCUCGCAUCCAGUCCUGCGAGGCAGAAAGGUCACAUGAUCUAACGGGAGCUAACAAAAACGAGGAGCGACAAACACUCCCGGCCGGCUAUGUUGCGCCGAUGUUUCCCAAGUAGUUGACGAAGGGACCGGAGGCGGGACGUUUGUAGAAUGGUGAUGUCGUCCAAAAAAAGGCUUCUUAUCACCUGGGGCAGAUCUCCAUCCAUCCAUUUUCUUUCCCGCUUCUCCUCAUUAGGGUCGCUGUCUUCGGGCGGGAGGCGGGUUACGCCCUGAACCGGUCGCCCGCCAAUCGCAGGGCACACAGAAACAAACGACCAUCCGCGCUCACGUUCGCACCUACGGGCAAUUUGGAGUCUUCAAUCAACGUAGCACGCGUGUUUUGGGGAUGUGGGAGGGAAGCGGAGUACCCGGAGAAAAGCCGCGCAGGCACGGGGAGGACAUGCGAACUCCACACAGGCGGGGCCGCGAUUUGAACCCCGGUCGCUAAAUAUGACAUAGGGUAGGACGUGUUUGUUUUAGGUGCGCCCACUUCCUCGUUCCUCGGUCAGGUCACUUCAUAAUUGGCUGCAUUUCGUUUUAUGUCACAAUUCACCGAGUCGUGACUCGUGAAGCUGUUCGGUUGUAAAUAUUGCGUCACGUGUGGGGAGGAGCUGGACCCAAGAGCGGGCGGAGGCAGAUGUAAAACGAUGAACGGUUGAUUGAGGAAAGGUUACGGAGGUGGUCCUGGAUGCGUUGGCAGGCGGCGGCAGGAACGCAGGGGAGCGCCGGGAACGAGGAGACGCGAGAGUUAACGAGGGCGCCGUUUGACGACCUUGGUCGGGAAGGGACAAAAUCGGCACGAAAACAGCCCGAUUGUCUUUGUGUGUCGCGUUUUCUGUCAUCUUUUGUGAGUUGGUCGGUAGGCAUGGGCCAUUGUCGCAUUCUGAUGCUGUCGCAGUAUUGCAAUUACAGUU
This is a messenger RNA of Phycodurus eques (leafy seadragon), 5808 nucleotides long. RefSeq names its product glutamate receptor ionotropic, delta-1-like. Gene Ontology annotation, cellular component: plasma membrane; postsynaptic membrane. Bases 1 to 3057 code for a protein of 1018 amino acids. The transcript has 17 exons. Gene Ontology annotation, molecular function: transmitter-gated monoatomic ion channel activity involved in regulation of postsynaptic membrane potential; glutamate-gated receptor activity. Gene Ontology annotation, biological process: modulation of chemical synaptic transmission; monoatomic ion transport; synaptic transmission, glutamatergic. NCBI's taxonomy places the organism in Eukaryota, Metazoa, Chordata, Actinopteri, Syngnathiformes, Syngnathidae. The record is from RefSeq and is a predicted model, not a curated record.